UAAAAACAAAAAUAUUUAUAGGAGAGAAAAAAUCUUCGAUUUAUUACUAAAAAUAAUUUAAGAAGCUUGUGUUAAUACUUGAGUUGUUACAACACAAUAAAACCUAAAACACACGUGUAACAUAGAAAGUCAAAAAAUUGUUUCAUAGAAAAGUUAUGCAGAACCAUGAAGAGAUGUGUAGCCACAGACCAUCAAAAGCUAAUGAUUUAUAGAAUGGAAUAACUAUAACUGUAUGUCAUCAAAUUUGAUUGCAACAAUUUCCUAUUUUCAAGUAUCUACAUACGUAUGUUGCCUAAGUCAAUAUGGCUUGUUAAAUAAAACCAAAUAUAUGUAUGUAUAUAGUAUACCUAUCUAUAUUUUUGACAACAAUUAUUUAUAUUAUCCACGUGUCACAUAUCAAGCGACACGUGUAAGACAUUUUUUGUCAAAAGCAAACAUAAUCAAUCAAUAGAAUCAAGAGAAAUAUGUUUUGGCUUAUUCGAUACAUCUUCUUUGGAGUGUGUUAAAGCCAAGCUAAGAAUAAUAUAUACAACAACAAUGGGAGCAAACACAAAGAGCGAAUCAACAGAGCACGGUUACUCUCAGCGCUGAAUAUCCAUAGAGCGGCUUGCCGGUUUGAGCGCGUCUCAAAAGCUGUUCAUAUGUGUCGACUUCAUUACUUUACUCAGUAAAGGCAACACGUUCGCAAGUACACAACCUCACACAGAUACUGACGUGGAAAUCAGCUUUUGCCAGAAGUCAUUCAACCUGCCGGCGAGCGCUUACAUCUAUGUACAUGUGUAUUUCAGAGAGGCAAUGGCAAGGUAAUUUUUUAUAUACAUUUGUAAGCUAGUAAAUUUUGCAGCUGAGUAACUGAAAGCAAUAACAACAAGCAGAUAAUAAACAACAAAUAUUCUAGCGCUUAAAUGAUCAGCAUUCAGAGAGAAUGAAAUGAAAAGUCAAUGUUAAAAUGUUAUAUAAAAAUGCAAAUAAAAUAGAUAAAUGACCAUAAAAACACCGGUGCGCUCCAUUACAUAUGUGUGUGUCGCAAUGUAUGCGACGUGCGGCUGUGUGUGGCAUGCUGUUGACGCUCUGAAGGGCGCGCGGGAAGUUUAGUGAGCACAGCUGUGCGGUGGUUAUAGCAACAGCUCAAGCCACCUUUCUUUUUCAGAGCGUAUUUAUUCAGUAAGAAAAAUACGCCGGCAGUGAUAGGGCGACUAAAAGAACUACUACAGCUAUAGUCAGCUAAAACCACUUGCCAUACAAUUGAUAGAAUAUACUAGAGUUUCAUUUUUGUAUAAAGUAAACUAGUAAAAGACUACCACAAUGCAAGUAACAACAAAGUACCUGAAAUUCGCACAGCUUCUUGCCAGUAUUGUGCUUGUGGCUUAUACCCCUACAGCUGUGGCCAGUUCAUGCGCCGGCUGCGUGGAUCUGGAUGAGCUGAACUUCGAUCAGACGAUCGAGCGGUUUCCCUACGCACUCGUCAAAUUCGAUAUUGCCUUUCCGUAUGGCGAUAAACAUGAGGCUUUCGCGGCAUUCUCCAAAAUUGCACACAAAGUUACCAAGGAGCUGCUUGUGGCCACUGUCGGCAUCAAAGAUUAUGGCGAGAAUGAAAACAAAGAGCUGGGACUGCGAUUUAAGGUGGACGAUAAAAACUUCCCCGGUAUUUUGCUUUUCAAGCAUGGCAAGGUGGAUGAGUUUGAGCGCUUUCCCGCACACUUGGAUGUGACAUUGGACAAUUUGAAGCAAUUCGUAACGCAGCACACGGAUUUGUAUAUCGGACGCGAUGGUUGCCUGAAGGACUUUGAAGAAUUAGUCAAGAAAUAUGCCAACAAAGUGGAUGCCGAACAAGUGGCGUUAAUUGCAAAAGCGGAGCAAAUGUUGCAAAGUUUAGAAGGCGAUGAGACGAAAACUGCGAGCGCCAAAGCGUAUCUGAUUUAUAUGCGAAAAAUCAAUGAGAAGGGUUACGAUUAUGUGGAGGAUGAGACCAAGCGAUUGCAACGUCUGAAGGCUGGCAAGGUGACGGAUGCCAAGAAAUUGGAAUUGCAGCAAAAACUCAAUAUACUCGAGGCAUUUCGUGUGACCAAGCUGACGAAAGUGAAGAGCAGCGAUGAGCUCUAAAUGGAAUCUGGGCAGACGAUUGUAGAAGACGCAAUAAGCAUAUAAAAAUUAAUUGAAGUGAAGUGCUUCGAAAUCAAGUACAAGUACAGAGAUACAUACAUAUGUACAUACAAAAACAACAAAUACGAAAUGUUGAUAUUUAAGUGUGUGUGACGGGACAAAAGCGGCAAUAACGCAACAAUUUAAGGGCAAAAGGGGACUACAAAGCGAAACUAUGAGCUUCGAUUAAAUUAUAUUAGUUAAUGCAUAUAUAUACAGAGCUUACAUUUAUUUUCGUUUCAUUUACUAAAUUAUUUGUUAGAUUUUUAUAAAUAAACUCGAUGUAUGUAU
This is a messenger RNA of Bactrocera oleae (olive fruit fly), 2433 nucleotides long. The record is from RefSeq and is a predicted model, not a curated record. Lineage: Eukaryota; Metazoa; Arthropoda; Insecta; Diptera; Tephritidae.